Molecule: messenger RNA, 627 nt
Organism: Penicillium pulvis
Lineage: Eukaryota; Fungi; Ascomycota; Eurotiomycetes; Eurotiales; Aspergillaceae
Product: p24 family protein
Exons: 4
Coding region: 1-627 (208 amino acids)
Biological process (GO): intracellular protein transport; Golgi organization; endoplasmic reticulum to Golgi vesicle-mediated transport
Cellular component (GO): endoplasmic reticulum-Golgi intermediate compartment; COPII-coated ER to Golgi transport vesicle; Golgi apparatus
Source: RefSeq, a predicted model, not a curated record
AUGCGGCUCGCACUCCUUGCUGGCCUGGCCUCUUUGGCCUCGUCUGUCUCUGCUACUGCUCUGACCUACCGUCUCGAGGCUAAUGAGAAGGCAUGCUUCUAUACUGAGGUUGAACAGGCUAACGCCAAGGUGGCCUUCUACUUCGCGGUUCAAUCCGGUGGCUCCUUCGAUGUCGAUUACUCCAUCCUAGCUCCAGGCGACAAGAUCGUCGCUGCCGAAGAAAAGCAGCGACAGGGCGACUUUGUCUUCACGGCGCAGAGUAUCGGCGAAUACAAGUUCUGCUUCAACAAUGAGAUGUCUACGUUUGCCGAAAAGAUGGUUGAUUUCGAGAUUGCUGUUGAGAACGAGCAGCGUGCCCAACUCCCCUCCCGCCAGGGUGCCAGCCCUGAACAAACCACCAGCCUGGAGGAAUCCAUCUACAAGCUCUCCGCUCAAUUGUCCACAAUUUCCCGGAACCAGAAGUACUUCCGCACGCGUGAGAACCGAAACUUCAGCACCGUCCGCAGCACCGAGCGCCGCAUCUUCAACUUCAGCGUGAUUGAAUCGCUGAUGAUGGUUUCGAUGGCCGCUCUGCAGGUCUUUGUUGUGCGCUUCUUCUUCCAGGGCGCAAGAAAGGGUUACGUGUGA